UGUGGGAAAGCAGCCGUCUGCAUGUCUCCUGUGGAGAUGGCAGCUGCUGAGACAAAGUGCUCCUCCCUGAUUUCAAGUGCAUUUCUCUGCUCCGACAGGUGUACCAGGGCCUUUGUUGCCAUUUGGUAGGGGAGAGCGUGCUCACCGCCUCUGCCUGUGUGCACUUCAUGGAGAGGCGUGGAGGGGCAGUCUCUGAGGAGACAGUCAGCGUGCCUUAAUGUAAAGAGUUGGUUGCCGCCUUAAAGCCCAUCGCCUCGGACUGACCAGUCUGGUUCUUUCUCUUUAGUGCCUCUGAUGCCUCCCCACGGAAGCAGAGCUCCUGCUGACUCAGUAAAUGCAACAAAAAGGUUCUGAAAUUGCUGUAGUGAUGGAGUAGCUCUCCGUUCAGUGGAUGUCUCUUGUGCCUACCCCUUUUAUUUUGCAUGUUAUUAGAUGUGUCUGUAAAAAAAAAACCUUGACUAUCCUGUAGUAGGUUUCAAUAGAUACUGAUGUGACAGCUUCUUUCAUUUCAAUCUGUUUAUAAACAUGGGUUCCAGUAGGUACUGUCAAGACUAAUCCAGUUCCUCUGGGUUAGACUGUUGUGACUGCCUUUGGGUGUUGAUGGAAUAGAAGAUGAUGUUAUAUAUCUUAAAUAUAGGGUGAAGAUGUAGAAGUGUUUCUACCCUAGUGUUUUCUUAAUGAGCCUGUUAACAGAAGACAGUUUAAUGAGCCUGUGAAUCCCUUUAGGUUCCACUUAAGCAAGGUCAAUGGCUGCUUCAUCAACGUUUUAGCUAUCUGUAGAAUGGGAGAGUUUGUUUAUUUGUUUAUAUGUAAACUGUUCAGUCAAGUAAAAUGGGAUUUGGACUCGGUCCAUCUUGUGCUACACAAUGGGUUGUAAUUAAUGUAGCAUGUCUUGCUGGUUGGGGCCCACUGAAUGAUCUACAAAUCCUGAUACAACUGAUCCUAAGCAGGCUAUCUCAUGGAGUAUCUGAGAGUGUGUGUUAACACCCUAAAGUAUUUGUGUAAAGUGCUUUAGUAUUUGCUGACUGUGCUGUUUCUCAGAGUGUCUGGAGGCAAAGUGAUGGGCAUCUCUGUGGAGAGCAGAGGCAAACUGUGGUCUCACAAGUCUGUGUGGGUCAUGUCCAGGGUGUGUCUGCACCCUCUUUGCUGAGAAAUGCCUGUCCCUAUACCAUGUGUCAAUAGAUAGGGAUAUUUUUCUCAUCCUUCUUACCUGGUAUUGAUCCAUAGCUCUAGUCCUUUACUGGAGGUUUGGCACUCAACCAGCUAAAGGUAAUUCUUGCCUCUCCUGAUAUAUAAUUUGUGGCUGACCAUCUGUCUCCCAGUAAAUCACUGUCUCUGUAUUGAUCCAGCUGUAAGGUGUGGCUCAGUGACAGCUCCUCUCCUUCCAUGCCACAAAGCCAUUGGCAGCAGAAUUACCAGCAAAAAUGAGGUGCUUCCUGAAAGUGGGGUUGGUGGUGGGGGACCUCUGCUUACUGAGCUUGGAAUUGGACUGGUUGCCCCCAGCUGGGAAAAGCUCACAAGUUUCUGGUGGUUUCCUUGUUUUAAGGGUUGAAGCAGGAAGGGGAAAAUGGAGAAGAAACCACACCAGAAACAGUUGGAGGAAGGGGAAGAAUUAUUAAAAGAAUUGUUUCUACUGUGUUGGGCUUAUUCAGUCUUCUGUCCCAAGGGACCUUGAGGGUAUCAAGGUCUGCCUGGAAAUGAGAAUGGCACAGUCUGAAGUAUGCAGGGGAUGCGUUACAGUGUACUUUUAUUCUGAGGUCCUUUCUUUCACAAACUUCAGGGUCUGAACAGUAAAUGCCUGUUGAAUGCAAGUUGAUAAAAUUGGCAUGUGUAGAAACUGACACAGUCCUAUCUGGAGCUGUCAAAAUUCACUAUCAGAUACUUACUUCAUUCAUUAUGUACAGCUUUUUGAUGCAGGGAAACCAACUGGUUUUAGAAGUCAGAUUUGGUUAUGACUACGUGGUACUGCAGUAUUCACCUCACCACAGCACCUUCUGCACAUUUACAGGCUGACUACUUGAAGGUGGCAGAUCUGGGUCUUCUCAUCCUGUGCCUCUCUCAAAAUAAAAGGAAGGGGAAAGAUAUCACUGGUGUGUCUCUGACAAGGUCUGAGAAAAGCUAGCAGUCCUGCUACAAGGAAGUGUCUUCACCCGAAACCAAACUGGUUGCUCAUUUGCCAGUCGUAGAGGAGGAGAAACUAAUGUAAAGCAGGUGACCAUGCAGAAUGCAAUUCAGGUGUGGUUUGGAGAUGAGCUUCCCUUGAGCCCCCGAAGUCCUCUGACCCCGCGACACGGGCCAGGUCUGGCAGAUGUGUGCCUGUAUGACCAGUGGAUAUCUGUGCGGCACGAAGCCACUUUGGUGCCUAUGCAAGAAGAUCUCUCCAUUUGGCUGUCUGGCUUGCUGGGAAUGGAAGUCAAAGCAGAGCAACUGCUAGAAGAACUUGAUAAUGGGGUACUGCUUUGCCAAUUGAUUGAUGUUCUUCAAAACACAGUUAAAAAAUGUUGUAACACAAACAACUUAAGGAAUUUUCCUAUGAGAAAAGUUCCAUGUAAGAAGGAUGCUCCAUCAGGAUCUUUUUUUGCCAGAGACAAUACAGCCAACUUUCUUAACUGGUGUAGAGCCAUUGGAGUUGAUGAGACAUACCUCUUUGAAUCUGAAGGCUUAGUGUUGCACAAGGAUCCAAGACAAGUGUAUCUUUGUCUGCUGGAAAUUGGGCGCAUUGUAUCUGGGUAUGGAGUUGAACCUCCUGUACUUGUAAAACUAGAGAAGGAAAUUGAGCUAGAAGAAACCCUGCUGAUGACCUCUGGGCCACCAUCACCUCUUAGCACACCAAAGUCAUGUUGUCACCAUGGGGAGCUACAUGAGGCAGUAAAACAUAUAGCAGAAGAUCCUCCCUGCAGUUGUUCCCAUCGAUUUUCAAUUGAAUACUUGUCAGAGGGACGUUAUCGACUGGGAGAUAAAAUACUCUUCAUACGAAUGCUACAUGGCAAGCAUGUGAUGGUACGUGUUGGUGGAGGCUGGGACACUCUUCAAGGUUUUCUACUCAAAUAUGAUCCAUGCCGAGUGCUUCAGUUUGCAACUCUGGAAGAAAAAAUCCUGGCAUUUCAGAAAGGGGUCACCAGUGACAGUGUCCCCAGCUUGUCAGCUAGAAAUCAGGAGCCUCCUCUUAUGAAUCCGAUGUCAGCUGUCAAUAUGUUUCACAAGCAGCCAUCAAAACCUCCUGCUCCUGUUUUAGGUCUUGGGGCCAGUGCCAAGAAGACUAUGGUUAAACGUCCUCAGUCCCCUGCCCUGGCAUCACCAAGAGUGCCAGUGACCCCAUCUUCCACUGCCAAGUCAUCAACAGUCAGGUCCAAAUUACAAGGGUCUGCAGCAGCGAGUGUGCAGUCUCCUUUCAAACCAUUAGCUGGUGCCUCAAAGAAACUGGAGUCUCCUGCAUGCAACUCACCAACUUCAGCUCCUUCACAGCCUGGAAACAAAAGUUCUUCAUGUGCAGGAACAAGAACAGCUCCUGUUCCCUCUGAAACAUUGCGCAAACGUAUUCGGUCCCCCGAUGCUACCAAGGUGAAAUUUGCCCUGCCUCGGGGCUCCCCAGCACCAGCACUCCAUCGUGCCCUCUCACCCUCUAAAAAACAACCAUCUCUCUUGUCUGGGACAGCUGGAACAACCACUUCAAAACAGAAGUGUGUCCCUGCUAAAUGCAAACCUGUAUCUGUCACGAAAUCCAAGGCAAAUUCAGCUGCUCCUAGGGCUGCUCGGCUGCCAGUUACAAAUCUGCGCACUGUUGCCAAGUUUGCACAUUCUCAGCAACUCCUUGCAAAACCUGCUGAAAAUGAUAUUCAGAGGUCAGGUGUUGGGUCUCAGCAUCCUCAGAAAGCCCCACAAACAACUUCUCAGCUAGCAAGGAACUUGAAGACUGCUUCCGAGCUAAAGCUAUCUGCUUCUGCACCUUCCCUUGCAGUUAGCAAAGCAUCAAAGCCACCACCUCCAUUGUUACCUAUAAGCAAAAGUGUGUCAUCAACUGGCAGCAAGCAGCCAAAUGCCAGUAAUCCCCCUCAGGCUGGACCCUCUUUAUCCAAACCUGCUGAACGCACACCUUUGUCUGUUGUACGGCUUCCUCAAACUUCAGCCAAAGCAGCAGUGACCAAAAAACCAGCACAGCCUUCCACAAAAGGUCAGCAUUCAUCCAAAAACUUGCAAACAAACAAAAGCUUGGCCCCAACAGCCAAGAAGCCACUCCCAAAGGAGCAGGCAUAUAACAGAGGAACACCUGGUGCAUCAAAAGAUCCUCUUAUGAAGAGCAGGCAAGAUGAUCACUAUUUUGUUAUGACAGGGACUAAAAAGCCCAGAAAGUAAACUAAUUUGUUACCUUCUGAGGAAGUCUCUAUUUUGUUAAAAAGGGCCUCUUGUAACUACUGCACUGAGGACAAGGAAAAAAGUAAAAUAACACUACAUUUACUAUGAAAUAUUAGGUAUAACCUGCCUUUUGCUGCCUAACUUACUGUAAGAACUCUGUUUAUUUUGCGGUUUAGAAACUUCUGGAUAUGUUUAGAAGGGAGCUUACUUGCUGUGUGGCACUGUGGAAUGGCAAAUGUCCUUGAUCUGCUGCAAAAAUGUGGGAGAGGAAAGGGGAAUUAAGGCCAAUACUUUUGCAGCAGAACUCUGGUGGUUCUGGCACAUCUGCAUUGAGGUAUGUGGCAAGCAACAGAGCUGUGCACAAGCUGUAAAAUUUCUAAUACCUCAAGCAAAACUGUGGGUUUUGUUCACUAGUAUUCCAGAGCCCAAAUCUAGGUCACAUAUUUUGGAAAGAGAAGAAUUUUCUAGUCCUGUUUAGAUUUGACAUAUGCUAUUAUCAGUGUUCAUUGUGCCCCCUUCAUAUGCCUUAAAGUGGAUUCAGCUCACUUGGAAGUGGAGCUUGGUUUGUUUUAAAUUGGACACUGAUAUUCAUGGCCUUGACUGCUCACUUUCAUUGUGCCUUAGCCUUUCAAAUUCAGAAUAGAACUCUCCAAUGAGCUAUAUUACCUUUAAAACCCAGGGCAGAAAACCUUGCUUGGUCCAUGUUCAAGUCUGACUAACUUUCCAGAAAGCUCUUGCUGCAUGGAGAGAUGGUCCUGGGUUCUAGGGGAGACACUUUCCCCUGGGCUGGAGCAUCACGCCAGCUCCUUCUCCUGGUUUGGAGCCCCAAAACAACUCCUGCUGCAGCAACACUGAGCUGCAAGCACUGACCUGUUCUGGCAGAACUUUACUGCUCUGCAGGAGUGGUCUUUGCAUGCAAGACUGAAUUGCUAAAUACUUCUCUCAGUGCUACGGGUUAAUUUUUGUUUACACUCUGUAGUGGCCUUUCUUGUUUUAUUUAUGGAGACCUCUUUCCCGGCUCUCCUCUAUCACUCUCUGGAGAUGAGAAGUAGUUUCCCAAAGAGGAAUAUAGUCUGCAUUUGCCUUUAAACAUGUUAAAGUGCCAGAAAGCUAUACACUGUUUACAGUGCACUGUUUACAUCCAGCUCCUGAAGUCUUUCAGUGGGUUCAACAUCUGUGAUGCUCGACACCUUUACCCUUGAGAAAUGAGCUUCAUGGUAGAUUGAAAACUGCUGUCUUUAGGAGUAGUGCUGUUUAGUUAUUUUGGGGUUAAUGAACAGUUGUCCCUCCAGACACUGAGGAACUCUGAAGUUCUUUGAAGAUGCACUAGUGGUUUCCAUAGACCAUCACUUCUGCCCUCCAUUUCCAGUCUAUUUAUGGGCAGGAGUGGAUGUUACUGUCAUAGAGGCUCCUGGAUGGUGGAACAGGGAAGCCUUUUUAAAAGGAGAAGAGUUCCAUGGAAUAUGUAGCUUCUGGUGUUAAGGGAUUUUAUUUUGGUUUUUUUUUUUCCCCCUGGAACUAGAGUAAGCAAACAUUGUAAACUGAAUUCUCGUGCGAUGUGGCAGAGUCAUAGAGCUGCUUUUCUGAGCACCUUGUUAGCUUAUUUUAUUUAAUUUAUGAUUCUAUUUAUGCAUAUCUACUGUACAAUACUGCUCACAACCUGCUGGGAGUAAGCAGUAGAUGCCAGUAUCCAAACUGUAGGAGGAAAACAGAUGUGUUUUGAUAAUGUGGACACAAGUCCUACAAGAUCCCAUACAGAGUUGUAUGUCUGGGGAAAGCCUUGGGCUUGCUUGUUUUAUAUGUACGCUGGUCAAAGCACUGCUACAAUGUUAGGCAGGGUAUUGACUAUAGUGGUUUCCUGUCUGGUUUGAUAAAUCUGGCACAUGGUUUCAUAUGCUGAAAGCAUUUUACAGUAGAUGACUUGCUUUUUAUUUUUGGGCUUCCAAAUGGUGAGAUACAUGUGAUAUAUCUCAUGCAGGUUAAUAGCUGACUUCUUGGGAUUUUCUUUCUGUAAUGGGUCUGGAAGAGACGGACUUAACUUUCUUCAUAGUAUCCCAUAUGGGGCAGUGUCUUAGAUUUAAAAUCUAAACCCACGUUGAUAACACGGUGUUGUUUGGGCUGUUGCUGAACAACCCUUCCAUGGUGAAAUCUUUCUUUUUCUCUGCCCCCACGGUGAGUAGGCAGGAGAUUGGGAGUGACAUGGCUGGGAACUGGCCAACUUGAAUUGGCCAAAGAGCUGUUCCAUAUCAUAAGGCAUCACCUCAACAAUAAAAAGAAGGAAGAGGUAGAGAAAGAAGGGUGUGCAGGUUGUGUGGCUUUUAAGGUGGUUGUUUGCCAGCUGGCUGGGCAUCAGUCUGUCUGUGGGGGUAGUGAAGGACUGCCUUUGCAUCACUUGGUGGUUUACUUUUCAUAUCUUUCUUCAUUCAUUAAACUUUUUAUCCAGCCAGUGAGUUUUGCUUUUGUUGCUCCUCUCUCCUUAUCUUGCUGGGGGUGGAGGAGAGGUAAGGAGAGUGAGCAGCUGCCCAGGCGCUUGGUUGCUGAUUUGGGUCAGCCCACAGCACCUUUUAAACCAUUUACAAGGUUCUUAGCAUCAGUUUAAACACUGAGGCUCUUAGAUCUCGGUGUAAAGAAACUUCAGUAAUCUACCUUUCUGACCUACAGAGAAAAUGAGGCAAAUGGCUUCAUCUUUGGAAUAUAUGAUGUCAUGUAAUAAACUGAAUUUUAAAGUUCAAAAUUGAAAUAAAAAUGCAUAAGCUGUUACAGUUGAAACCUAAUCAGCUAAUCUAAAAUUACACAUGGGUAGACUUGGUUUGGUUUUAUUAUAAAAAUAGUGUAUUUGAGCGUGAUCCAACUUGUGUGGAAACUGUACUUGCCAACUGCAUAGUCAUGUAACAUGAGGUGAGCCAAGAAGGUGUAACAAAGUACAUCCUAAUGGAAAUGCAUACUAUUUUUGCAAUGUUUGCUGCCAAAUAGCAAGUCUAAUCUUCAGUUUAUAUUACCUUUUGUGAGGGAAAGAUAAUUUGGAGCAAGAAUCAGACUGAAUUCUCCAUGUGAUAUUGAUGUCCUCUGUAUGAGUACUUAUUUAAAAUAAACAUACACUGCACCUUUU
This is a messenger RNA of Taeniopygia guttata (zebra finch), 7462 nucleotides long. It is a transcript of the gene GAS2L3, whose product is annotated as growth arrest specific 2 like 3. Gene Ontology annotation, molecular function: microtubule binding; actin filament binding; cytoskeletal adaptor activity. Lineage: Eukaryota; Metazoa; Chordata; Aves; Passeriformes; Estrildidae. Gene Ontology annotation, cellular component: actin filament. Gene Ontology annotation, biological process: actin crosslink formation. The record is from RefSeq and is a predicted model, not a curated record.